Pongo pygmaeus (Bornean orangutan) is the source of this 397-nucleotide messenger RNA. RefSeq lists its product as uncharacterized. The record is from RefSeq and is a predicted model, not a curated record. NCBI's taxonomy places the organism in Eukaryota, Metazoa, Chordata, Mammalia, Primates, Hominidae. Bases 97 to 348 code for a protein of 83 amino acids. The transcript is spliced from 4 exons.
UGUGGUCAAGGGGAGGGGCCAUACUCGGCGGUGAUUUAGAGGUGGGACCGGGCUUAGCCGGUGGUUCAGGUGGCCGGUCGGGCUGGAAGGGCAGGGAUGAGGGAUGGGACUCAUCCCAGGGGAUGCUCCUCCAAAGCUUUUAUCAGGCGAGCGCAGUGGCUCGCGCCUGUAAUUCCUGCACUUUGGGAGGCUAAGGGUCUCACUCUGUUGUCUAGGCUCAAAUGCAGCGACCUGAUCAUGGAUCAAUGCAUCCUCAACUUACUGGGCUCAGAUUUUCUGAGGGAACAUGGAUUGCUGGUCUCAAGGAGUAAACUCCAGUUUGUGGAACCUGAGCAACUGCCCUAUUAACAGAGGAAAGCAGGAAGAUAACCUUCGGGGGAAACCUCACUGUAAGCAC